This is a messenger RNA of Zymoseptoria tritici IPO323, 572 nucleotides long. RefSeq lists its product as uncharacterized. The coding region runs from base 4 to 180 and encodes 58 amino acids. Lineage: Eukaryota; Fungi; Ascomycota; Dothideomycetes; Mycosphaerellales; Mycosphaerellaceae. The transcript has a single exon. The record is from RefSeq and is a predicted model, not a curated record.
AACAUGGCACCCCCUGGACAGCAGCCGAUGCAUCCUUCGCAAGGCGGAUGGCCUGGUCAGCAGAUGACGCCUCAGAGCGCGGGAGGAUAUGGAGGCGGGCCUGGUGGCUUUAUGCCACCGCCGCAGCAUGGUGGAGCUCCUCAGCCGGCGCCAUAUGGGAGAGGCUUCUCGGGAUACUAGAGGAGCAGAAGAACGCGCUCAUCGGGAUGUUCAACAGGCCUUUGGCCUAUGACAUCUCACGUUCGAUUACUGGAUACCAAAGCUCGAUUACGAAUUGAAUACUGGAUCACUCUGCAUCAAGAACAUGGAUAAAGGUCGACAGAUCUUCAGCUUCGGCAUCCUUUCAGCGAUGGAGAAGUCAGCAUGGUCAUCGAAAAAUCACGGGGGCAAAUGUGACGGGAGGCAAGGAUAUGGAUGCAUGCUGAUGAGGCAGAAGCAUGAACCGUGCCUCAAGAUCAAGGAGGCAUCGCCGACAUCAAUGUGAAUAGAGUAUGCUGGAUUGGAGGAGACCGCGGACAUGAAAGGGCUGGAUAGCGCUAUAAUUCCACUCGACUUCAACAAUACUUCACCUC